AUGGAAGGAUUAGCUAUCAGAGCAUCGCGUCCGUCGUUUUUAUGUUCUCUCCCUGGUCUCGGCGGCAAUUCUCAGCCACGAUACGGUUUCCUCAGGCUGCCGGCGCCAUCAAAUGCGGCGGAGAACACCAAAUUAGUCGCGAAUUCUGCUUCUUUUCAUCCAAUCUCCGCCGUUAAUGUGUCUGCUCAAGCUUCCCUCACCGCCGAUUUUCCCGCCCUUUCAGAAACGAAAGUGAAAGAUGAAAGAAUAAACGGAGAAGAGAAGCCAGAGAACAUAGUGUGGCACGAGAGUUCGAUCUGCAGAUGCGACCGACAACAGCUUCUUCAACAAAAGGGUUGUGUCAUUUGGAUCACUGGUCUCAGCGGUUCAGGGAAAAGCACUGUUGCUUGUGCCUUAAGCAAAGCAUUGUUUGAAAGAGGCAAACUUACUUACACACUUGACGGCGACAAUGUCCGUCACGGCCUUAACCGUGACCUCACUUUCAAAGCAGAGGACCGUACCGAAAACAUUCGCAGGAUCGGUGAGGUCGCCAAGCUUUUUGCUGACGUGGGCGUCAUUUGCAUAGCAAGUUUGAUUUCGCCGUACCGGAUAGACAGAGCCGCUUGCCGGUCUUUGUUACCGGAGGGCGAUUUCGUCGAGGUGUUCAUGGACGUUCCUCUUUCUGUGUGCGAGUCAAGAGAUCCAAAGGGAUUGUACAAGCUUGCACGUGCCGGCAAAAUCAAAGGCUUCACUGGAAUCGACGACCCUUAUGAGGCACCAUUGAAUUGCGAGGUAGUGCUAAAACACACAGGAGACGACGAUUCUUGUUCGCCACGACAGAUGGCUGAGAACAUCAUCUCUUACCUGCAAAGCAAAGGUUACCUUGAGGGCUAA
Microthlaspi erraticum is the source of this 873-nucleotide messenger RNA. Lineage: Eukaryota; Viridiplantae; Streptophyta; Magnoliopsida; Brassicales; Brassicaceae. The record is from the annotation of a GenBank genome assembly.